Molecule: messenger RNA, 767 nt
Organism: Theobroma umbraticum
Lineage: Eukaryota; Viridiplantae; Streptophyta; Magnoliopsida; Malvales; Malvaceae
Source: RefSeq, a predicted model, not a curated record
CCAGUUUGUUUCCUGAUUAACUGAGCACCGUAUUUUGGAUCUAUCACACAACACCAACAAUGGCUGACAAAACCUUUCACAUUGCACUGUAUCCAUGGUUUGCCCUUGGCCAUAUUACUGCAUUUGUCCAUAUUGCCAACAAGCUAGCAGAGAGAGGCCACAAGAUUUCCUUCUUCUUGCCUGCCAAGACACAGCGCAAGGUUGAGGCUUUCAAUCUCCACCCGGAUCUCAUAACCUUCAUUCCGAUCACCGUUCCACACGUUGAUGGUCUCCCCUAUGGCGCUGAAACAACAAAUGAUGUUCCUUUCCCUUUGCAUCCUCUCAUUAUGACCGCCAUGGAUCUUACGGAACCUGAUAUUGAGGCUUCCCUCCGUGAACUCAAACCCCAUUUCGUUUUCUUUGAUUUCACUUGCUGGUUGCCAGCCUUGUCUCGCAGGCUAGGCAUCAAGUCCGUGCUUUAUUGUGCCAUUAGCUCUGCAACUAUUGGAUAUCUUCUUAGUCCAGCAAGAAAGAUUCUAGAGAAAGGUUUGACAGGGCAUGAUCUCCUGGAGCCUCCGAAAGGUUUCCCUUCUUCUAGUAUCAAGCUACGCACCCAUGAAGCUCGAGGGUUAGCUACCGUAACAACAAUGGAUUAUGGAAGUGGAAUCUCAUUUGCGCAGCGCCAGCUAAGGUCUUUAAGUGACUGUGAUGCUAUCAGUUUCAAGACAUGCAGGGAGAUUGAAGGGCCUUUUUGUGAUUAUAUCGGAAACCAGUUUGAAAAACAGUAG